AUGGCAUUAAGAACGGUUUUCAUGGCACUCUGGCCAUUUCUGCUGUGUUUUGAUUAUGUGAUUUCAACGCAUGCAUUUAACGUAAGAAAACAUAGACAGGCUAGGACACUGAUAUAUCCCCCAACAGCGCCAACUCGUCUACAAUUUAUUGGCGGCAUUGGUAUACCCGUCGAGGAUCUAACUUAUGAAUCGGUCACCUCUGGCUAUGUACUCAAAGCAGAAUAUUUUCUGCCCGAAACGGCGGCUGAAUGGCGUCCAACACAAUUAAGUCCACAAUCGGUAAACAGACGCAGCUUUGGGGGCGACGAUGAUUAUCACAACAACACAAUUACGCAUGCGCAGAAGACCAGCGGGCGGCAAAGUGCCAGCUUCCACACUAAUUGGCAGAGCAAACAGCAAACGGCAGCGGCCUAUCGUUGGCUCAUCUACAAAGCCAUGGAAAUCUUAAUGAAUAGAGCGGGCCUCGCGGGGCGUGAGUGUAUGCUGCGGAGCAUUUGUGAGCAUGCGGCAAUACCGUUACAUUACGAUAAUGGCAUUUUGGGAGAGAUACUGCAUAUUAUUUUGACUCCUUCACGCUCACGUGAUGAGCUCGGCAACCCGAAUGACAAAGAUUAUGGACACGCGGAACACAUUGGCCGAAAAGGAGGCGAUUGCGCAGCCACCUACGCUGCGUGUGCCUACGCGCCAAUCGAACAAAUUACAACUGUUUUAGAGCUGGACGAUUAA
This is a messenger RNA of Bactrocera tryoni, 726 nucleotides long. RefSeq lists its product as uncharacterized. The record is from RefSeq and is a predicted model, not a curated record. The transcript has 4 exons. The coding region runs from base 1 to 726 and encodes 241 amino acids. Lineage: Eukaryota; Metazoa; Arthropoda; Insecta; Diptera; Tephritidae.